AUGUGUAUUAAAGAAAUUACUAAUUUAUCAAAAACUUCUUUGGCUUCAAGCGAAACAAAAUUCGAUAGAUUAAAUUAUAAGACUCACCCACAAACAUCAUAUACAAGCCGACAAAUUGAUACGCAAAAGAUUAUUGCCAUUCUAAAUGGUAA
Molecule: messenger RNA, 152 nt
Organism: Cetraspora pellucida
Lineage: Eukaryota; Fungi; Glomeromycota; Glomeromycetes; Diversisporales; Gigasporaceae
Source: the annotation of a GenBank genome assembly